AUGAUGACAACUAAUACUGAACCAAUAGUUAUUAAUGUGAAAUCAACACCAGCAGUAGCAAAUACUGUUGUUAUCGAUGAGCCAAUGGAUUCACCACCAACACCAGUAGAAAACGUUGCUGUAACAGAUGCAACAACUUCAAAACCAGUAGAAAUAGAUAAUCUUAUCAUCAACGAUGGUAAAAAUGAGAAAACCACAGAAUCAGAUACAUUACCGUCCAGUGGUGUUAGUAAAAAGGCAUUAAAUAGAAAACCUUUUGGAUCAGCUAUAUCACUUGUUACUGUUGUUAUAGCUAUCAUUCCAUUUAUUGGUUGGCGUUAUGCAGACAAAUGUCCUUUUAAUUGGCAUAUACCGCAUUAUUUAGUUGUAUCAGGCAUUGUUGGACUUACUGUUAUUAUAUUAAAUAUUGUUUUUGAUCUUUUGACAUCAUAUGCUAAAUCAAAGUUAGAUGAUACUACUAUUCGAGCUUCUCAUUUUGGAGCUUGUUGUGGUAUUUGUGGUCUUUUAGUAGUUAUUGUCGGUCUUAUCGUAUUUUUUGCUGGUUGGUCUAUUACUGGAUGUAUUUGGAUAUUUCGUGCAUGGAAUAAAAUUCAAUAUGAAAAUGCAGAUCGAUCUGAUUAUUGUCAUCCGACAUUAUAUCGUUUUGCAUAUUGGCUAUUUUUCCUAUCAAUCAUAUACAUAUUAAUCUUCUGCUGUCGUACGUGUGCUCAAACAUCUAAACAAAUACCUAAUAAGAAAAAAGGUCCUGCUAUAGCUGUACUAACAACGGAAGCAUAA
Molecule: messenger RNA, 777 nt
Organism: Rotaria sp. Silwood2
Lineage: Eukaryota; Metazoa; Rotifera; Eurotatoria; Philodinida; Philodinidae
Source: the annotation of a GenBank genome assembly